UUCCCAUUCGUUCAAAAUAUGGCGUUCAAACGAAGAUGUCUCGAUGCCAGUCAGGAAACAAUCUUGAAGUAUUUUCAAGUUUGCCGUGAUCCGUGUGAGAGAUUUUAUUGUCUUACAUUUUGAAAUAGGUUUCAAUACCUUUUGCUGAGGUUGUAAACAUAGUCAAUCCCUAGAAUACCUAGUGUUUAAUAAUUCUUGACGUUUCAAAGACUACACAUUCUUACAAGAGAGAAAACAACAAUACAUAGAGAGAGGUUGGACAAACUCUAAGAAUUUGUUCAUGAUUAAUACACCAUAAUUGCAUGUAAGCAGUGUUAAUACCUGGUGGUUGUUGCUGAAUUUGUGACAUUUGAAUAACUUAUAUAGUAACAUCAAGCAACCUGUCUACACAUGCAAUACCAACUCCCUCACAGUCUGUCACCACUAGCAACAGUCCAACAAUGGCCAGCAAUUCCUUAAGAUCCCGAAAUAAAAAAUCCACCGAAGAUGACCACUCCCGAGACAGCUCAGAUUUAUCAGUAUCUGACGACAGUGGGAUGUUACAGACUCGGUUGGAUAAAUGUGAGCUGAAGGACAGUGGGGUUCGGCUAGAUGUGAAACCAAAGAGCAAGAUCACCCUCACGUUAGAUGUACUGGUUGCAGACAAGAUUCAGCAGGAUGAGUUGGACAGGAUGAACAGAGAGCUUCAGGCUGAUUUGAAGUGUGGUGGCGUUAGCAACAUGUUAGCUGAAUUGAACGAACCAGAUGGAAUGUUACCAGAACACAAGAAGCAACUAGAAAUGCUGAGCAAUUUCCCACAGCACAACAUCAAUGAACUUCCACCGUGGGAGACACUGUUCGAAGCCUCCAAUUAUUGUUGCCUCUUCAACUCUGACCUGCAACUCAGCCAUAUAAAGUUUCUGCCUGGGAACAGUAAAAUAGACAAUACACUGGCAAACACAGAAGGUACCGAACAGCUGGAAUUCAUCUUGAAGUCUGAUAUCCUGCGCAUUGUAUGGUAUGCCGUGUCCAACAAAAAUUUGGUCCUUCGAUGGCUGUUCUUCUUAAUGUCUAUUCACAAUGACGUCUCGGUGAGUGAAGCAUGUUAUCAGAUCAUACUGAACGCAAUCCAGCUACAACUCUCAUCUUCCCGGACGAAAAACACGUGGGCACCAGACAUUGCAGAUAUAUUGCGUAUAUUUAUAAACUAUGGUGCUCCAGUCCAUGACCUUGUGCCCAACCAAGCAUUUCUUCGUUCUCUACCUCUAGGGGCUCUGCAAAAACCCAUCAACACAAAUUGUAAGCAUACGAAGCAAGACAAAUCAAGUACCACAACAUCAUCUCCCAGAAAUGCUGAUUCUGUGCAGCUUAAAGGUUUACAAGAUGCUGCAUCGGCCCCGAAACUCAGAAAAUCUGAUAAAGCACAGUUUAACAGCACUGGUUUGGUUUAUGUCCUUUCUGUGUUAAGUUUCGUCCUUGACUCAAGGCCAUAUUAUACAACAGACCAGCUCUCUGCCUUGUUUUUAAUGCUGUGCAAAGUCCGGUUGGAUAUUCAUAUUGCCACGGAUCCACUGGUCAAGAAUUUGCAAGCUGUUCUCUCAAGAAUCAUCCAGAAAUUUCCAGCUGCAGAAUGGCCACAAACGGCCAUCAAUCUGUCCAUUGACCUGACCACAUUGACCAGGGACCCCCAUAACAUGCUCUUCCUCACACAGACCUUACCACACUGUCAACAGAGUGUUGAACUCAGGCAGAGAUUGGCUACACUACAGCUAUAUGUGAUCACUGAACAGAAUAUAUCCACUAUCAGCAAAGAAGAUGUUAAUAUUUCUCAAUUGUUUUGUCUGUUUCCUCACCUGAAAUCAUUUGCUCAGAACAAGCUCAGUACCCUCUCUGUAACCGUCGACUUACUCAGUAUUGCAGUUGGAGGGAGCUCCCUUCAGAAAUCUGACCGGGAAAACUUACAACAGGUUAUGCACGAGGUGAUGCAGUUAUCUGAAUGUCUUCGAGACAAUGGAAGAACUGUUGCCUGCUCUGUGGUGAAAAACAAAUUGGUGAUUCUUAGUAACCGAUGGAAGAUAUUCUUGGAAACAAUUGGAUUAACUCAGAAAAAUCUCUUUGCCUGGACCCGCAUAGACCGGCCCCAGGAAUCCAUUGAAACGGCGUCAGAGGAGAUGGCAAUUUGUGAAGAGAUUAUAUUAUCCGACUCUGACAGCACCGUCUGCAGUGAUUCCGGUUCACUCUCAGACUGCAGUAUAUUCAGCCUGCCAGAGAUCUAGGCAACUAAUGUGAGAUUGCAGACCUGGCAACUAAUGUGAGAUCGCAGCCAUGGCCGAUGCCAGUGUUGCAUGUCCGGCCCAUUAAAAAGUACCCUUGAUGCAUUGGGUGAUAUGAUAUUCUUGAGAAGACCUAUUGAGUCAAGUAAAACUAAGAUAGUAGCUGUGGCCAGUGCCCCUUGAACGGCUCCCAUGCCAGUGGCAUGUAAAAAGUACCAUCCGAGCGUGGUUGAUGCCAGGUCUGCCUGACUAGCUCCCAUGCCGGUGGCACAUAAAAGUCACCCACUACACUCUCCGAAUGGUUGGCGUUAGGGAGGGCCUCCAACUGUAGGAACCUUGCGAGAUCAGAUUGGAGCCUGGUGCAGCUGCUGGCUUUCCAGACCUCAGUCAAACCAUCCAACCCAUGCCAGCAUUUAAAACGUGUGUUAAACGAUGAUGAUGAUGGUCUGUAGAGAUAACCUUAACAAAUGAUGUAAAAAGCACACUGCUAAUGCAGUAGAACGUGGUAUUGACUUAUAAAAAUGUUUAAUAUACUUUAUACUAUACAAGGUACAGCAGAAGUAAUGUCCUUUUUGCAUUUGAUAACUUUUAUAGUAUAAAAAUUCUUAAUAUUAUGGAGAUGUACUUGCAUAGCAAGUGACUUGAUCUGAGAUCGUGUGCUGGAACGAAAACAAUUGCAGCAUGGAAGGUGUUUAUAAGCCAUUUAAGAAACACACAAAAACCGUUAGAUUCACUUCAACAUUUAAAUUUAAUUUGUCAAUAUAUUUUCGUCGCUUUGAGACCGCGACCUGCUGCAGCACGGAAUUUUGUCAGUGAACAGGUCGCGGUCUCAAAGCGACGAAAAUAUUUUGGCAAAUUAAAUUUAAAUGUUGAAGUGAAUCUAACGGUUUUUGUGUGUUUCUUAAAUUUUUGAUAAUUAAUCUUUUAUUGAACACAAAUUUAUUGCAUUACUUAAAGAAACGAAUAAUGAACUAAUGAAAAAAUCUUAGAAGUUUUAGGAAAUUUAUUAAGUAUUGUUUCACAACCUGAUUCAAAUACAAAGGGGCAUUAUUUCCUCUGCACCCUGUUUUAUGGUUGCAUAACAAAAUACCAUGUACCUUACAAGUCAUUAGUAUUAUGGGAAGUAUCCUGCUUGAUCAGUUUGUAAAUACAGUGAUAAAAUGUAAAAAAAAAUCUAAUUAUUGUUACCUUGUUGGCAUUUAUUAUGGAAAAAUUAAAAAUGUUACAAAUGCUA
Molecule: messenger RNA, 3486 nt
Organism: Octopus bimaculoides (California two-spot octopus)
Lineage: Eukaryota; Metazoa; Mollusca; Cephalopoda; Octopoda; Octopodidae
Product: SMC5-SMC6 complex localization factor protein 2
Source: RefSeq, a predicted model, not a curated record